AUGGCUUCAUUCAUCAGCGACGGUACUCAAAAUAAAGCCAGCGAUGAGGUGUGGAUGCGGGCUCCGGCGUCACAAUGUAUCCCUUGGCUUGUUGUGAUCAGCGUCGAGUCUUUGGUCAUAACCGUCCUUAAUAUCAUCACCAUUAUUGUAUUUGUGAAGCAGCGCCGGCUACAGCGGCGGAGUACAUACUUGAUCAUCCAUCUGGCAGUAGUCGAUUUCUUAGUUGGUGUUUCGGGACCUGCUUGGAUUGCCAGAUUGGGAGGUACCUGGUGUGAUCUGUGGGGUGACAACAGUCCGAAUGAUGAAGAAUCAUGGAUGAGAAUACAAAAAGUUUUCGAGUCGACAUUCUUAUUAGUGUCUCUUUGUAAUCUCUCCGUUAUUUCUUUAGAACGAGUUAACGCCACAUUUUUUCCAUUCAGGCAUCGCUUUGUGAAAAACUGGGUUUAUGGAGUGGUAAUAGCAGUAACUUGGAUUGUACCUUUAGCACUAAGAGCAACACAAAUAGCAAGCCGUAAUUUCAGUCUUAAUUUCGAUUUUAUCGUGAUACUUUCAUACUUUGCAGUUCAACUAUUUGUGAUUUGUCUUUCCUAUCUUUCUAUCUAUAUUAAAGUUCGUUUCAAUCGUCAUCCUCAACAACAUGGUGCAGCCGGUCUGAGGGAAAGAAAAUUGACGAGUGCAUUGUUUCUUGUCACUCUUGGAUCAUUGUUCACUAUUCUGCCCACUAUAAUAAGAUUAAGUAUCAUUGUGUUUGAUUUCCAGUUCUUCACGAGCCUUUCAAGGCGAUCAACCAUGAACUUUCUCCUCAUAACCGUUACUUUCUUGUUUACGAACUCGCUAAUAAAUCCCAUAAUUUAUGCCAUGAGGAUGCCGGAAUUGAGGGAAGCAAUUUUACGAAUAAUAUUCCGCAGGAGUUCAAAGCGCUCAAGUAAAGAUAAGGAUGUUUUACCUCAGCAAAAUAUGUAGUUAUUUACCUGUCUUGUAAAUACAACACAAUUUAGAAUUGUUAAAUAAAAAGUCUUUCCAUUUCUUAAAAACAGCCUGAUGAUGUUGUUUUAAGUGUAGAUGUAAAAUCCAUCUUAAAAUUUCAAUUUGGAGGGGAGAGAGUGGGGAUGUCCAUUUGAGUUAAAAAGAGGAGAUAUGGUUUACGUCAAUUUUUUUCAUGACGAGAGUAGUAUAUGUAUGUGGUUAAUUGUACGUUUUUUGUCAGUAGAGUUUAAUAACAACAUGCAGUUUUGUCAUGAAGGUAAAAGUAACAAAUAUUGCACAAGUAUUUCUAAUGUUGUGUGCAAUUUUGCAAACUUUUAGAUGAUGUUUUCAAUCGAUAAAGAAGCCACAGUUGUGCUGUCGUGUUGCAAGACGCAAAACGGUUGGAUGACGGAAGAAGUUUAAGGGAGAACAUAAAACACAGUAUUUCUCCCUAGCUCUUCGGUGCUUUACCGCCUCCUAGUACCAUAGAAUAGGACAGAACACAAUUUGUGUUAUUAAUUCAGUAAUUUCCCCUUUCAUCCGGCUCGUAUCUCCAAAACAAAUUUUAUCAAAACAGGGAGGGAAAAUUGGUUCAGCGUGAAUCUUUAAUUUCGUGAAGCUUCCUUAAAUAAGCUUAUCACAGUCACUGUUAUAAUGGUUUAAUUAAUUUGAUAGGCCAACAUUACAAAAACUGUCAGUCACAAACGAGCAGUCAGCAAAAGUUUCCGGUUCUAGUAAAGAACGAUUACUUCGAAAUUCGAAAGGAAUCUUCUGGUUGAUAGCAAAGUUGCCAUUCGGGAGCCAUUGAUCAAACAAAAUUUGUUUCUUUUUCAGUAUGUCUCUAAGAACUCCCUUCAAUCAAGUAAAACAUCCAAUAUUUCAUCCCAUCGAACUCUUGACCUCUUAUAGCCUCCCGCACCAAGGGUUUGUUAGCGUCCGCUGGUAGAAACGCGUGACGAAGCUUGGGUGGGAGGCUAAACCUUCGACGAAAGUAUCAUUAUUGAUGCCAUCUAGCUUAUCAUUUCAUAUUUGUUUCAAGGCCAAGUAAAAGAUCACAGGCAGCCGCUGAGAACUCAAAGUAGAAACUAGCAAAUUGUCUGAGGCGCGCGAAUUCGCGAAUGACUAAGUCGUAAUUGGUUGAAGUUUGGCGCCUGCUUGGUCAAGAGGUUUGCGCGAGUUUUUUGACUGAUCACAGAGUGCAGCAAGGUAAAACAGAAGGAAAACAGGACCAGUUACGCGGCGUCUGGAGCUAAAAUAGAAAACUAAACUUUUUUCUUUUAUUCGCUAUACAUCCCUAGACCUUGAUUUUAAGUGUUUUGGACUAUCUGUAAGAAAACAGAGCGCAGUCAAAAUGUUUCAAGACCGAUAAACAAUAAAGACGAAAUGACAUCAUUAAUUCUGUAGUUUUUAAAUCACAUUGUUUACGGCUUUAUUUUAUCUCAAAGCCCUUAUAUGGUCAAUUGUUUUGCGCGGCGUUUCGGACCGGAAACAUUCCUCUUCUAUUCUUAGACAUAGCUUCAAUACCCUGAAGUGCUGUCGCAUGACUUCCCUGAUGCCAACAAGUGUCACUUUCAAUUCACAAUAUCGGUACACAACCCUCACGUGGACUUUGUUAAAGUUUACGGAGUUAGAGAGAUUCUUCUGUAACCCAUCAUUCUGUUCUUAACACAAAUUUCAAAUGUAUAUUACGCUAGCUUGUUUAAAUUAACGUGCCACAAUCUUUCAAAUUUUUAUUUUAUUUACCUUAUUAUGCUUGGGUCUCAAAUUGCCUUUUUUGGGAAUGAUGCCGAAAAUAACCUAACGUUGUGUCUUGCAAAUUUUCGGACGUCAUCAAGAUCAGUAAAGUUGCUGACACCUCUUCCUGCAAUCAUUCUUAAUAGGGAUAAAAGCACUUUGAAAUCCAAACAGGAAGCUUUGUUGAAAGGUCUCGGCUGGAACUGAUACGAAGGAAGAGAGUAAGUGAUAGGGAAAAAAUCACUGAAAAGGUCAAAGGUAAAAACGAUGUAGUCUGCGCUCAAGCAAAUUGGCCAAUCGAACACGAGCUUGUUCCGGUUUUCAUAGUAUGAGGCGACUAUACUCCCGCUAGAUAGGAUGCCAGUAUGGACCUCUUUAUUAAAAAUUCAGCGCGCUAACGGUUAGCCUGAGUAGAGACAGAUGGUAGGGAAAAACAUAACAUGUUUUGAUGUGGUAAAUUAUCACAAACAUCGAACCAAGAUUAAUUAAAUUUAAACAACAAAGUUUCCGCAUACUUGAUGUUUUUAUUGGUGUUAUAUGAGUUAUUGAGCCGUUUCUACUCUCCUCCAAUCAGUAUUUACAGCGACGAUUACAGAUUUGGGCUAAGUUGUUCAGAGAGCGGAGAAUAUAUCCAGCUGAUAAGAGUUAAUAAAUGAUUUUUGCGCUAUCCACCUGAAAAAGAUUUAUUCAGCGGAUAGCGUUAUCCAGCCUUUGAACAGAUGGGACCAGAGGUUGGGGGGGGGGGGGGGGAGGCCAGAGGGGAUUUUUGAAGCAGCUAAGACGGUAGAGUACCUGCUUGAUCAUCAAUCUAGCGAUAGUCGAUCUCUUAGCUGGGGUCACGGGGAUUUUUCGGAAACUCUUGGUGUGAUCCGUGGGGGCUCAAUAAGCCGACGGAUAUUACAUUAUGAAUUAGAAUACAAUCGGAAUUAGUACAACAGUUUCUUUCUCAAUUAGUGUCCCUUUUCAAUUUCUCGAUUAUUUCUUUGGAACUAGCGCACGCAACUUUUCGUCCUUCCACGCAUCGUUUUAUAAAGAAAUGGAUGUAUGGUGUGAUAAUAGUUGUAAAUUGGAUAUUUCCCAUUGGGGCGAGGAUAGCGAAACUCUAAUCUAA
This is a messenger RNA of Pocillopora meandrina, 3811 nucleotides long. Lineage: Eukaryota; Metazoa; Cnidaria; Anthozoa; Scleractinia; Pocilloporidae. The record is from the annotation of a GenBank genome assembly.